AUAUAUUUCAUGCAUUUUCAAUAUGCGUGUCCUAAAUGUACCAAAACGUAAUAUUUCGUUAGUAAUAUACAUAUACUUUAUUUGGACAACUUUAAAAUCGAUUUUCUCAAUGUUUUGCAUCCUCUGAUUCCUUUUUUUUUUUAAAUAGCCAAAUAUCCUCCAAGUCAUGCAUUAAUGGAAAGCGUCUGGCUGCUGAAUAAAUCUCGCCUAUUUCUCUGACGUGACCACGCUGUUCUCGAUUAAACGCUUGUUUAUGUGCAAUAGCGCGAGCUUGUGCGCGAGUAAUAGAAAAGCCAAGGCGUAUGGUUAUAACGACGUGCAAUAAAGAGGAGUCCUCGCGGCGCUGACAAAAACGUAACGUCGCGUCCCUCGGACUUCUCGAGUGAUUGCGACGCCCUUGUGAACGCGCGCUGAUCUCGCGCCGCUCCGCAGCCUCGCUCGCGCAGACCGCCGAUGACGAGCACACGGAGGCGGCGAUGGGACACGGAGAUCCUGGACAUUGUGCGGGCCACGUCGUGAUGGUCUGAGGAUAAAACGAAGCUCAGGGCGGGCUAAAGUAUGAUCAGUAACCCUCUGGCUUUGAGCACCCUCCACUGAGACCAUGAGGCAAGCAGUAACCGCCACUCUGUCUGUGUGGGGUGAGAGGCGUUUCGGGUACUCCACCCUCAAGGACUCGAGCGAGUCGCUGCUGGACGAGCGCAAGCUGAGGCCCGGUCUGAAAGAGGACUCUGUCAUUGAAGAGAAAGAGCGGGCCGAGAAUGAGCAGGAGCAGCUGGAGGCUGUGCUGGGGCUUCCGUCCUUUCCUGUGGAGGACGGCCACCAGACGGGCGGCACCGAGCCCUCGGACCCCGCUCUGGACUGCAAGCAGGGGGGUGGGAUGGAAGCGUCGCUGGUGUGCGGCGGCAGGAAGGGUUCGCUCGGCGCUCUGCCCAUGCAGCGCUGCAGUUCUCUGGGCACCACGGCCCCGCAGUGGGUCCCUGAUUCUCAGGCACCAGCGUGCAUGAAAUGUGGAUCCAAGUUCUCUUUCACCAAAAGACGUCAUCACUGCAGAGCGUGUGGGAAGGUGUUUUGUGUGGUGUGCUGCGACCUCAGAUUCAAGCUGACUCAUCUCGGUGGGAAAGAGGGACGUGUCUGUGUCACGUGUCAUUCCACGUUGAUGAACCGGACGCUUCGCAAGGACCAGAAGAAGGUCUGGUUUGCUGAUAAUCUCCUUCCUCAGUCGGAGAGUAGAAGUGCCAACAGCUCUCCCGUUCACAGGAGUGUGUCCCACACAGACAGGGCCGAGCUCGCUCAGGCGGAAGUGUCUGACCUUAGAGCUGGAGAUGAAGUCUGUGGCAACUCUACAAAACCCGCUCCACCAAAGGACCUUCCCCCUAUUCUGACAUCAACGGGGGUCAAAGGAGACUACACUCUGGAGGAGAAGAGAACGGAGUCGUCGCUCUUAGAGGAGCUGGAGAGAGGUCUUGCAGAGCCUCUGGUGUUUGUGCUCAACGCGAACCUGCUGGCCGUAGUGAAGAUCGUCAGCUAUGUGAACCGGCGCUGUUGGUGUGUUAUGUCGAAGGGCAUGCAUGCUGUGGGACAGCCAGAGGUGGUCAUUUUACUGCAGUGUUUGCCUGAAGAGAAGAGGUUCCCGACGGAUAUCUUCAAUCAUUUCAUUCAGAUCUACUGGGACGCCCAGACAGCAGCAGGAAAGCUUUUGAAUCACCUGAGUCACUCGUUGGUGUCCCGAGGGUUUCUGGGUAAUAACGAGCACGCUGGCUUUCUUUACGUGCGUCCGACGUUCCAGUCUCUGGAGGGUCUGCCUUUACCUGCGCCUCCCUUCCUGUUCGGGCUCCUCAUGCUCCGUGCAGAGGCUCCGUGGGCCAAAGCCUUUCCUCUGAGACUCAUGCUGCGUUUAGGAGCGGAGUACAGAUUCUAUCCCUGUCCGUUGUUCAGUGUGCGCUUCAGAGAGCCUCUCUUCGGACCCGUCAACAACAGUAUAAUGAGACUCUUAGUGGAUUUCCGUUUUUACCGUUACACAUUGCCAACAGUGCCAGGGCUCGUGGUUGAUCUAGAGGCUAGGAGCACCUGUAUAAGAAUCCCUAAAACACGUCAUCCCGAGCUGUUGAAGGCGCUGAAUAAGUCUAACGAGAGAGUGCUGGCCCUGGGCGCCUGUUUUAACGAGCAGGCCGAUUCUCAUCUGAUUUGCGUGCAGACGGCAGAUGGACAGUACCAGACGCAGGCCAUCAGCAUUCACAGCCAGCCACGCAGAGUCACUGGCUCGUGUUUUUUUGUGUUCAGUGGAGCGCUCAAACCUUCAUCGGGGUACCUGGCCAAGUCCAGCAUUGUGGAAGAUGGUUUGAUGGUGCAGGUAACUAUGGAGGCCAUGGCUGACUUACGUCGAUCUCUACGGGAUAUGAAGGACUUCACAGUGACCUGUGGAAAGCUCCCUCCAGCAGAGAGGCAGGAAUAUGUGCACAUUCAGUGGCAGGAUGAAGAGCCGCGCUUCAAUAAAGGCAUCAUCAGCCCCAUCGAUGGCAAGUCUAUGGAGUCUCUCUCAAACAUCAAGACCCAUCAGCGCUUAGAAUACAGAGCCAAUGGGAAGCUCAUACGCUGGACAGAGGUGUUUUACUUGCUGAAAGAUCAACAUCCAAAUGGUCUUAAUAACCACACCAGCCAUAACCGUCUGACGGAGCGUCUCGCGCGGGCGUUCUGCCUGGCACUGUGUCAGUCUCUCUGUCUGCUGAAGGAGGAUGGCAUGACCAAACUGGCACUGAGAGUCACCCUGGACGGCCAGAAGAUGGAGUUCUUGGCAGGCAGUAACGGGCAGCGCCUUCCAGCUCCGUACCAGGAAUGUCUUAACCAAUCAUUAACGUCCGUGGUGCAGAGUAACGCUCAGUACCAGGGCCUCGCCGCCUGCCAGCUGGAGCUCAUCUUCUAUAUUCUGGAGGAUACGUCGUAGAGACGGACCACCCACUGUCACACGUGCCAACGCUUCCGGAAACCUCACGAGCAAAACCUUUGACUUCAGUAUCAUUUGAGAGUGGAAUGUAGUAGACGUCCUCAUGGGGCAGCUUAUUUUAGUAGUUUAGUCGAUACCCUACUGCUCACUGUGAAAGGGUUUGGGGUUACACCAUCAAAUGGCUUUAAAAACUACUAAUAUCAGUCAUCACUAGAGGCCGAGCGGUGUAUCGUUUUAUCUGAUAAGUCGACAACAGCAACAACUCGUGGAACUAUCGAACAUUUACAGAAGCCCAUUUCUGCUUCCAAAAUAGAAUUCACAUUAUUACGAAUAACUCGCUAAGACCUCGCUACUGCAGUGAUUUCCUGUAAUUGAUUUCCUGUAAAACGUCUAUAUCACAAUUUGGACACAAAAAGGCAUUCAUUUUUUUUUUCUGUUGCCCUUGUUAGCUCCGACAGACAAGACAGAGCAAGUUACUUUUGGAAUAAAGUGUCAGCUUUCCGAUUUGGUCAUUUAAUUAGAAAUUCAGCCAAUAAAUGCUGUUCUGUGGUGUUUUUUUUUUUAAAACCUCUUCCUCUUUACUAGAUAUAGCGCAAAAUAAACAUGAAUGAACGUCAGAAGGUAUUUGUUUCAAAUGUAAUAUUAAGUACAUCGUUUCACUAUCAGUCUAUCAAGUCCACUACUACAUUUAAUGACAUUUUUCUACAGUUGAAACAAGAUACCUUCUGGUGUUCAGUUCAUGCUAUAACUAGUAAAUGCGACAAAGACCGUUGGUUCACGUGCCGCUUGAACUGAGGCGCUACAGUGAUCUGUCACGACACGUUACAGAGCCACAAAAUGGUAUUUAUUGUUUGGAUUUCUCUGGAAAGCUGAGACUGGUUCAUAGUAAAGUGUCUUUUUUGUCGGUGUGUGUCCAGAUGUAUUUUUCACUGCGUGAGAACAUGGUGUGGUGUGAGAUAUUUCAGCUAUUUUUCGAGUCCUUUAAUUCUUGUAAGACCAUUAUAAUGACUUUGAAUCUCAUAAUUGUGUAUUUCGUGUAACCGCAGCCUCACAUCUCGAUAUGCUAUUUAUUUUUUUUUACUCAUUUAUGAUUUUAUUCCCACCUUAAUUAUGACCGUAUCCCAGUUGAAACAUUCUAGUAAUUUAAAUGCAACUUUGUUAGACUCUAAACUUUACACCAUUCCUUCUCGUAAUUGCAAUCACCCCUCCAUUGCAAAUUCAUGUCAAAAUUGCCACAUUUAUGUAAUUGCAACCUUGCGUCUAACAGUCUAAUCAAUGCAACUGACUUCAUGCCAAAACAUAAUCCAUUAUAUAAUACCUUACAGUACAAUAACGUAUGCUUGCAAAUUUAUUUCUCAAAAAAAAAAAAAAAAAAAAUAUUGAGGCAGAAAUAGGCUUCCAGAUUUUCUAGAGAUCUACGAAACGCUUGGCUACAUUAAAAAAAAACCAGCCAGACACAAAACACGAUAUGGAUUUGAAUUCUUGCGUUAACCAGCAUACUUACGGACUCAAAAUCAGUACUGCAUUUCAGAGAGUUAAGUUAAAGACACGCAUGCACAAGAACUCAAAUGUUAACCAUUUUAAUGCCUAUUAUCGGUCGACCUCUAGUCAUGGCCAAAGGCUCAUCUGUGACAAAUUGACGUAGCUGUCUGUAGUUUGUACUGUAGUCUGGACUCCUCCUGUAGACCUCGGCUCGAUCAUAAACAGGAUCUGAAAUUUAAGACCCGAAACACGCUGACAAAAGAGGACCAAAUUGCGACAUGAAACCUGAAUCCAGAGCGAAUGAGAAGUACGAGCAUGACGUGAUAUUGGAGAGGGACUCCGUUUCUUCUAGUCUUCCACAUGUAGAACUCAUUGUAGCCUUGGCGAUCCCUGUUGUCCUUCCUGAUAGAGGCGUGAGGAUGAUUUCCUCCUGAGUCACUGUACAAAUCCCAUGUAACGCCCUGUUCUCCCAGCUUUGCCGAGAGGAGCGCCCUGACCUCUGCCCUACAUUAACGCACACCUGCCUGGAAAAAAAAAAGGAGCUAGGAAUUCAGCCGAGCAAAGAAAGACGAUGCUUGGAUAAACAGGAACAAGAAUUAUACGCACAAACUCUCGUGCACUGUGAGCUCGAAGUCAUUUGUUCCUACACGACCUCAUUGAACCGUCUUCUGACCUCUCUCCCUCUCACACACACACACACACACACACACACACACACACGGCGUAGGAUGCUUGCUCAUCUGGUCUUCCUCUGUUGCUUUUCAGGAACUCAAUGGAUUUUUUGUUUACACUCCACAUGCUGCACAUACUUGAGAUGACAAAUGCAGAUUAUGAAGGAGAAAUGCGGCAUGCACACACUGCAUUUCUGUAUACAGCGCAUCCGGUGAAAGGUGACCGACUGAACCCAAAAACGCAAGAAACGACAAAAGCCGAGACGCAGAGGUACCGUUGCAUUCUUGUAAAUGAUUAAAAAGUAUUUUAAUAAUAUGUCAGGCAUUGCCUAUGAAGAUACCGCGUGCAGAUUUGAGCUGGAAUUGUGGGUCAAAUGACUUGCGCAGGUUUUAACCAAGAAGGAACUACAAUGUGCCAUCAAACCGCAUAACAUGUGAAAUAAACAGAUAACUGUGUAUUUUAAAAUUGAAUUUAUUUUUUGUAUUCAAUUCAAGACUAACAAUUUUUUUUUUACCGCAUCAAUCCCGUUAGUUUAUAAGGUAAAACUAUUUACAGGUGUAAUUCAAGUUUACUGAUGUUGGCUGUACAGUGUCUGCAAUUGGGGGGGGGGGGAGUAUGAAACACACACACACACACACACACACACACGGGUGUGGGUGUGUGUGUGUGUGCUCAUCUGUGAAUUCAUUCUGUUGAAAUGAACACCAUGAGCAACAUCAGCGGAGGAUGGAUCCGGUCAAUACUCUUCCUCUUCUCUUCAUACAUCGUGCUCAAUAAUUAUUCUUUAGAUUAAUUUACGACAAAAAAAAAAAACCCAUUUACAAACAGGGUCAGAUGGAUUCAGAUCCCCAUUUACUUAUUUAAAUGUACAUAUUAAAAAAAACAAAA
This is a messenger RNA of Puntigrus tetrazona (Sumatra barb), 5983 nucleotides long. RefSeq names its product zinc finger, FYVE domain containing 9b (gene zfyve9b). NCBI's taxonomy places the organism in Eukaryota, Metazoa, Chordata, Actinopteri, Cypriniformes, Cyprinidae. The record is from RefSeq and is a predicted model, not a curated record. The transcript is spliced from 16 exons. Gene Ontology annotation, molecular function: metal ion binding. Bases 602 to 2941 code for a protein of 779 amino acids. Gene Ontology annotation, biological process: liver development; endosomal transport. Gene Ontology annotation, cellular component: endosome; early endosome membrane.